GGCUUUCAAAGUCUCUUCGCUUCCAUUGCUUCAUUCAUCAAGGUUAUCUGAUCUCUUUCAUACAAUCGCUACAAGCACUCAAUUAUCACUCCAUUCAAGAUGCUCUCCCAAACACUCUUCCAAAUCAUCUCCCUGGCGCUCGUCGGCACUGCCAUUGCUGCCCCAAAGUCUCUCGUGUCUCCGCGUUCUGCGCAGAUCUGCGACGACACUGAGACGGGCGACCUCCUCUGCUACACUGCUCCUGACAACACUCCGCAAGACGUCGCGGUUGCUGAUGUAUCCUAUGUCGCGGCAUAUCUCCGCGCAUACGGAGCGCAAACCAAGGCCGGACGCCUGUACUCAAUGUCUGCAGCUGACGCCCCUGACUGCGCCGAGUGGACCGUCUAUUCCCACGGCACCGUCCAGGUCAUCGCCAAGCACAUUGACGACACUGUUGACAGCAGCGUUCUCUAUGCUGAUAUCGCCAAUACCAUUGACGGUGGAACCGGCGCUACCGCUGCUCAGCAAGCUGCUGCUCUCAUCGGCUGCGGUACUGAUGGCGGCUCGCUCGGUGUUGUCUACAACGCUUCCAACCCGGCAUACUCGGCCUCGACUUACCCUACUGGGUACACGCCUGAGGGUAUUCUUAUUAAGAUUGUGACGACAGGGGCUUAGGGCCUGAGUAUGGGAUUGGGGUUUCCUCUUCAUAGCAUUCAUAGCUAAAGCAUACUUGCAAUUAUGUUAAGAGGGAAUCCUGUAGACUAAUUAGUUAAAUUGACAACACUGCAACCUAAUUAGUUUCAUC
Molecule: messenger RNA, 784 nt
Organism: Trichoderma harzianum CBS 226.95
Lineage: Eukaryota; Fungi; Ascomycota; Sordariomycetes; Hypocreales; Hypocreaceae
Exons: 1
Coding region: 100-654 (184 amino acids)
Source: RefSeq, a predicted model, not a curated record